Molecule: messenger RNA, 249 nt
Organism: Melampsora larici-populina 98AG31
Lineage: Eukaryota; Fungi; Basidiomycota; Pucciniomycetes; Pucciniales; Melampsoraceae
Exons: 3
Coding region: 1-249 (82 amino acids)
Biological process (GO): UMP biosynthetic process; pyrimidine nucleobase biosynthetic process
Molecular function (GO): orotate phosphoribosyltransferase activity; orotidine-5'-phosphate decarboxylase activity
Source: RefSeq, a predicted model, not a curated record
AUGAAACCAUGUUUGAUUAGGGGAUCAAAUCACUCUAAUACAAUCUCAAAACAACUCUUGAAUUUGAGGAGCAAAGUGGCUUUCCUUAGGAUACCGAAUUUGAUUAAUCCUCAUAUCUGCACGCUCAGAGUUCAUAUUGAUAUCAUUAUGGAUUUCAAUCAAGAUUUGAUUGAUCAAUUGAUUGAGUUGAGUAAGAAGCAUAAUUUCUUAAUUUUUGAGUAUCAUACAUUUGCAGAUAUUGGUAAAUGA